Messenger RNA from Musa acuminata subsp. malaccensis (wild Malaysian banana), 922 nucleotides. The record is from RefSeq and is a predicted model, not a curated record. Lineage: Eukaryota; Viridiplantae; Streptophyta; Magnoliopsida; Zingiberales; Musaceae.
GCAGCAGCAGCUCUAUGGCCUCCCGAAACCCCACCUGCAGCACCUUCAUCCUCUUCUUCUUCGUCUCCACCACUCUCGUCUGCGCUGUUCGCCGACCAGGUCUCGGAGGACAAGUCGCCCGCUCGAGUGUCCUUCCACUGAAGGAGGAGGCAGAGCAACGUCGAUGCAAAACCUGUGUUGCAGGUCUCGGAGGACAAGUCGCCCGCUCGAAUGUCCUUCCACUGAAGGAGGAGGAGGGUGACAGGCGGGUGAUGAUCGGGUCCAGGGCUCCCAUUUGCACGUACAACGAGUGCAGAGGCUGUCGAUUCAAGUGCAGCGCCGAGCAAGUUCCUGUUGACGCCGGCGACCCCAUGAACAGCGCCUACCGCUACAGAUGCGUGUGUCAUAGGUGAUGGAUGGUGGAACUCAAUGAGAAUGAGAGUGUUCUUGUCCCUGGUCUUCUUCCCGUGCCUGUACUCGAUCCUAGUGAAGUGAUCCUAUAUUACCUGUCACAAUCCUCUCCACCUCUCUGUGUGAUCUCUUCUUCUUCUGCUCUCUCUCUCUCUCUCUAUAUAUAUAUCAUCAUUCAGGUUGUCAGCUGAGGGAAAACCAUGAUAGCAAGGAGAUGACAUGGUGAGGAACACUGAUGGCUCUUUGUUGCACGUACAUAGUGCAAUGUGCAGGGUAAAAAGUUGGCUCAGAAGAAGCUCAGGUUUUCAACCCUUACAUUCUGUGUACUGAUGGAGCAGUAAAUCCAUCUGGGGAGGAGAGUCAUCUUCUUCUUCUUCUUCUUUUUACUCUUUACUGAACCACUCCCUCCUCUGUGUGUUUGUGUCUGUCUGAACCCACAAGGAUAGAAUGCAUGUGAUUGAUUCCAUGCAAGGUUGGGGGCCACAGGAAAUGAGACAUUUUUUUCACCUUAAUGUCAAGGUAAAAGUUAUCC